GGGAAAUCUGUGCGUUCAAGAUCCAUGGCCAGGAGCUACCCUUUGAGGCCGUGGUGCUCAACAAGACAUCCGGGGAGGGCCGGCUCCGGGCCAAGAGCCCCAUCGACUGUGAGCUGCAGAAGGAGUACACAUUCAUCAUCCAGGCCUAUGACUGCGGCGCUGGGCCCCGGGAGACAGCCUGGAAGAAGUCACACAAGGCUGUGGUCCACAUCCAGGUGAAGGACAUCAAUGAGUUUGCUCCUGCCUUCAAAGAGCCAGCCUAUAAGGCUGUGGUGACGGAGGGCCAGAUCUACGACAGCAUCCUGCAGGUGGAGGCCGUCGACGAGGACUGCUCCCCCCAGUAUAGCCAGAUCUGCAACUACGAAAUUGUCACAACAGAUGUGCCUUUUGCCAUCGACAGAAAUGGCAACAUCAGGAACACCGAGAAGCUGAGCUACGACAAGCAACGCCAGUAUGAGAUCCUGGUGACCGCCUACGACUGUGGACAGAAGCCUGCUGCUCAGGACACCCUGGUGCAGGUGGAUGUGAAGCCAGUUUGCAAGCCUGGCUGGCAAGGGCCCAGCACAGGGCUGAGCACGAUGCAGGCACUCAGCAAGUGUGGAGCAGAGGAAUGA
Galeopterus variegatus (Sunda flying lemur) is the source of this 614-nucleotide messenger RNA. RefSeq names its product calsyntenin-2-like. The annotation marks the transcript as partial. NCBI's taxonomy places the organism in Eukaryota, Metazoa, Chordata, Mammalia, Dermoptera, Cynocephalidae. The record is from RefSeq and is a predicted model, not a curated record. Gene Ontology annotation, cellular component: postsynaptic membrane; cell surface. The transcript is spliced from 4 exons. Gene Ontology annotation, molecular function: kinesin binding; X11-like protein binding; calcium ion binding. Gene Ontology annotation, biological process: positive regulation of synaptic transmission; homophilic cell-cell adhesion; positive regulation of synapse assembly.